UUUGUAAAAAGGUGUCACAUCCUUUGGACUCCUGUCUCACUCAGUGGUUUGACACAGCACCGAGCCGGACUUGCCCGCAGUGCAGGAUCCAGGUCAGCAAAAGACACAUCAUCAAUAAGCUGUUUUUUGAUGUUGCCUUGGAGGAGCAGACAGCACCGGAUGCAGAGACCUUGCAGAAUGAACUGGACAAGGUGAAGGCUCAGCUGUCCAUGAAAGAGAAAGAAAAGCGGGAGUGCCAGGCUGUUGUGGAUGGGCUGAGGGACACUCUGGAUGUGCGCAAUGCCACAAUAGAGUCGCUCCAGAAGGUGCUGGGAGAGACAGAGAUGCUGUGCUCCUCUCUCAAGAAGCAGAUGAAAUUCCUGGAGCAGCAGCAGGAGGAUAACAGAAGUUCAAAGGAGGAGGCCCGCCGCCUGCGAAACAAGCUGAGAACCAUGGAGCGGAUUGAGCUGUUGCUUCAGAGCCAGCGCCCUGAAGUGGAGGAGAUGAUCAGAGAGAUGGGAGUGGGGCAGGCAGCAGUGGAACAGCUUGCGAUCUACUGCGUCUCGCUGAAAAAGGAAUAUGAAAACUUGAAGGAGGCUCGGAAGAUCUCUAGUGAGAUGACAGAGAAGCUAAAGAAGGAGCUGUUUUCUCUCAAUAGCAAGCUGCAGAAAACCGUGUCGGAGUUGGAGAAGACAGAGGAGGAGUUAAAAAGCACCCAGAAGGAUCUGAAGAAUGCGGACAAGGAGAUCUUGAGUUUGAAGAAGAAGAUAGACAUCCUGCAGGAUACUCUGAAAGUCCCAUCUGUAACCAGAGAGACACUCAGUCGACUAGUCCUUGAAAGCCCUGCUCCUGUGGAACUGCAGCACCCGAAGCUCCACCGCCCGGCCCACAGCGAUGAGAUCAACCUAGAUGCUGCUUUUGAUGUGGACACCCCCGAGCAUCAACCCUGCAGAUCCCUCUCCAACCCUGCAAAAAGGCAGAAGCUGGAUAAAAAGCCGCCUCCCGUGGUAAAUCUGGCGAAGAAAGUUCUGAAGGAAACAGUGGAGAACUGGGCAGAUGAUCUGGAGGAUGAUGCUCUUAAAGGACUCUUGCCAGCUUUCAUCAGAAACUCUGUCCUCUCCAAGAAGCCAUCUUCGGGGAGCUUGCUGGGUCCCCACAAGAACGUGGGCACUGUGAGGGUGGGGUACAAUGGCUUGGGAGGCAGAACAAAGUUCAUCCAGCCUACAAACCUGGCGGAAAUCCGUCCGUUAGCAGUGAGGAGCAAGAAGAAGAAUGUCUCCAGGUCUGUGUCUGCGGCUCCCUCUGCUUCUUCCUCCAGCAGCAGCCAAGCCAGACUGGACAGUUUCCUGCAGUGA
Molecule: messenger RNA, 1334 nt
Organism: Pterocles gutturalis (yellow-throated sandgrouse)
Lineage: Eukaryota; Metazoa; Chordata; Aves; Pterocliformes; Pteroclidae
Gene: TRAIP
Product: TRAF interacting protein
Exons: 15
Source: RefSeq, a predicted model, not a curated record